Myxocyprinus asiaticus (Chinese sucker) is the source of this 4037-nucleotide messenger RNA. RefSeq names its product ectonucleoside triphosphate diphosphohydrolase 3 (gene entpd3). Gene Ontology annotation, molecular function: UDP phosphatase activity; GDP phosphatase activity. Bases 36 to 1589 code for a protein of 517 amino acids. The transcript has 10 exons. The record is from RefSeq and is a predicted model, not a curated record. NCBI's taxonomy places the organism in Eukaryota, Metazoa, Chordata, Actinopteri, Cypriniformes, Catostomidae. Gene Ontology annotation, biological process: nucleoside diphosphate catabolic process. Gene Ontology annotation, cellular component: plasma membrane.
ACCAAUCAUACUCACACAUUCACACUCUGGACAGAAUGAUCAAUAAGGAGUCGCAGUCUUCAGACCACCUAACAACAGCCUCACGCAGAGGGAUGAUGACAAAAGUAGCAGUAGUUUUGGCCGCCUCCUUUCUGCUGGCCAGUAUAGCAGUCAUCAUUGCCAUAGCAGUUGUUCAAACUCAUAAGAGGACUUACAUAUCCCCUGGACUGAAGUAUGGUAUUGUGCUGGAUGCAGGCUCCUCCAGGACUACGGUGUAUCUUUAUCAGUGGCCUGCUGAAAAAGAAAACAACACUGGUGUUGUGAGCCAGACCACAAAAUGUCAGGUUGAAGGCCCUGGGAUUUCAGAUCUACAUAUAGAUGAGGCUCAGGACAAGAAAACAUGGAAAAGUUUAGAAUCUUGCAUGGCACAGAUAACCAAGACCAUUCCUACCAAUCAGCAUAACACAACCCCUGUCUUCCUCGGGGCAACAGCAGGGAUGAGACUCUUACACUUGAAAAAUGAAGAGAUGUCCAACACUAUCCUGAAAGACAUGCAGAGGUAUCUUAGCUCUUUUCCCUUCAAUUUCCAAAAUGCUUCCAUCAUCUCUGGACAGGAAGAAGGCCUUUAUGGCUGGAUCACUGUCAACUAUCUGAUGGGGAACUUCCUGGAGAAAGAUCUAUGGAAUGCCUGGGUACAUCCUCAUGGAGCUAAAACAGUCGGCUCGUUGGACUUGGGAGGAGCCUCCACUCAGAUUGCCUUCGCUGUUACAGAUGAUGCCAGAGGAGAAGAUGUUAUUAAAGUUUCGCUCUAUGGCUAUGAAUACAACAUCUACACGCACAGUUUCCUCUGCUAUGGGAAAAAUGAAGCUGAGAAGAGAGUUUUGGCCAAACUUUCAAAGGAUGCCACCAACUGGGCUAAUGUGAGGAACCCCUGUUAUCCUGCUGACUACAACAUCACCAUGCCUGCAGAAGAGGUUUUUGGAAGUGAAUGUACAAAGAGUCAGGCUCCUCCGAGGUAUAUCCCACAGGGAAAUAUCACUUUCUCCGGACAGAGUAAUCCUGAACAGUGCAAAGCCUUGGUCAGGAGUAUCUUUGACCUGACAUCCUGCCGUGGAGCUGAGAACUGCUCGUUUGAAGGAGUUUAUCAACCGCCAGUCAGUGGAGAGUUCAUGGCCUAUGCAGGGUUCUACUGGACCGCCUCGGCUCUUAACGUGAAGGGUUCCAAGAGUAUGGAGAUAUUUAACAACAACAUGAAGAUGUUCUGCUCAAAGAACUGGAAAACUCUCAAGCAAACCUCAGACAUCAAAGAAAACCAUCUGAAGUCUUACUGCUACUCGGCAAACUAUGUGCACACUAUUCUUGCAGAUGGAUACAAGUUCAACACAGACAACUGGAAAAAUCUAAAUUUUCAGAAAGAGGUGAAUAAGACCAGUAUAGCCUGGUCCCUGGGCUACAUGCUUGCACAGUCCAACAUGAUCCCAUCAGAAGGGAAAAUCCUCAAGCUACCCAUAAACAACGUUCUCUUCACUGGACUUCUCCUCAUGUUCUCUGCUCUAACUAUUAUCACCCUAACAUACCUCGUCAUUGCGCUGGCGCGCUUCUGUUAUUGAGUUUUUGUACUUGUUUCAUGCCGGUAAGACUAGUGUCCCCUUUAGGGAGGUUUUGUAAGUCAGGAAAGAUCCUGAUGUGUCACUGCAGAUCCACCUUCUAGAGGAGGAAUUUAAAUUUUAGGAACCUCAAACUACUGUUUUGAAAGUCCAACAGUGCUGAAGUUGUCAAGGUGGAUCUUAGUGUAUUGGUGACUUAAACAGAUGUGUUUUAACCUGUAAUAAAUGUAAUAAAAUAAAAAGCAAACUUCUGUUCACUAAAGGGAAUGUACAGGUCUUCCUAGUCAAGCCAUAGCAAGCUCUUAUCCACAAUAUUCCUGAGUCCCAUGACGCUUUGCGUGCGAUGUGGGCAGAACUUCCGGUUAAGCACAAACAAUCGUUAUGUUAAAAUGCCAGAAACUUCAGAACAAAUGAUCACAGAAUUAUAGCGAUAUUGUUCUUCCCCACCUAUCCAUUAAUGAUUAUGGAUUUCAGGAUGAUGGCCAAAUAUCACAAAUAUAGAAGCAUUUUAGUUAUUUUGUUGAGUCUUUAUCCAUCGAUGGAAGAACCUGAGCAGACUAACCUGAAAAACUAUGUAGCCUAUUAGCGCCUUUACAGCUGUAAAGUAGGACAUGUUUUGAGAACUGUAGAUAAGUAUGGUUAUUUUAAAGCAUAUAUUGAGUUUAGCCAGAACCUGAAGAGUUUGUUGUACCAAGAUUAUGUACUUACUGCAGAUACAGGGGAGGUCCAGACAGCAGGAUGCUCGUGUAUUACAGGACUCAGGCGAUGAUACUGUCAUGCUGCUGUUUUUUGGAUAAAAUAGUUAUUUUGCGGGAGAUGACUGUGUAGUAAACUCAAUCUAGCUUUAUAAUUGUUAGUUUACAUACAUAAUCUCCGUAUCUAAAUGCUAUAACCUACAUUAAAUGUUUUAGUGUUGACUGAACAACUGAUCCUGUUGACAGAUUGAAUUUACUGUUCUUGUGUAGCAUUGUACACAAAAGUUCAGUGUUCUUUGUAAAGCAACUAUAAAACAGUAUGCAUUAUUAAAAGCACUGUACAAAUACAUUUAAUUGAUAAUGAAUUAAUGUCCACACUGUUUUCCAAAUCACCUUUUCUCCUUAAGAGAAGACAUGCACAUUCUGCAAAGACACUCAAAAGAAAGUGAAUUGCAGGCAGGAAAGAGGAAAAUCAUAAUACAGUUGGUUUCAAACAUAAUAAAACAUGUCACUACUGUACACGUCUCAUCGAAUAAUUAUGGUCUUCACCUGUAGAAUUUAUCCAUUUAGCAUCAUAGCAUGAAAACAGUUGAAAACAUCGUCACUAUUCACAGACAGUUCAGGAAAAACACAGUUCCAUUUUAUACUCAGUUUUGCCAAGGCCAACACUGAAUGGAAAUGAACAAACUCUCAAAAUGUCUAAUGAACUUUCAGCACAUGUACACACACCUGUUAGCACAAUAAUGCUAUCGUUUAUGUAAUUCAUUGCGUUCCGUUUCUGGACAUCUAUCGCAGCCGGGCCGUAACGGUGGAUAAUAUAAGUAAUCCCCGCCAUUGACUUCUUGCCAAUAAAGUGGAAAGAGCACACAAACAAAUUAUUCCAAGCUUUUUCAAACAGAUGUUCCUAAAUCAAUCCUUCUGUAGGCAGCUGAUGGAAGAAGCAGCAUCUGGGACUGGAGCGCUGUGCUUUGUGAUUGGUUUCUGAUCAUAACAUUGCUGUUUUAGGUAAAACUUUAGUUUCGCUUGAUAACCAUUAAUUGCACACAUUGUCCAGGGAAUUUUAAAGACAUCUUACAACAUUUAAAAAGCAAGAAUCCAACUGCAUGGCACGCAAGCAAGCAGUGACCGGCUACACACAAAACGCCAACCAAUUGCACUCCCGUUAGCCAACCAGAAAUUCUGCCCACCUUGCGAAAUACAGUGGACUCGCUGAGAAUAUUGUGGAGACUGUGGAUUUGAAUGAAGACACUGCAGAGUAAACAGCUGUAGCUUAUAUCAAAUGUAUCUAUUAUGGUCUUGGCAAUGUUUUGAUUGUGUAUUGCAUCUAAUGUUUGUCUCACUCCAUUGCAUCCUGCCUUAUGUAUUUUACAUAUCUAUUUCUGCAUGUGCUCUUCGGCACACAUUGCCUUUGGUUGAAAUAUGUCAUAAUACUCGAAAUAAAUGUUAUAGUUGUUAACUGACAGUGCAAACAGACUGAUGAUUAUAUGGCUUGAAGUUGCAGUUUACAACCAAAAAGAGCGUUAUAUUUUAUAGUAUGUGUUUUGUGUGUACAGUAUGUUUUGCUGUUAAAGGUAACACUUCAUAAUACCUUUAAAUUGUAAACAAAUAUUAUAUAGUGAUCUGUUAAGCAUUAUAUAAUGUAGCCAUGUUUGUUAAUGUUAUUAAAGUUCAUAUAAAUUGUUAUAAGUCUAAUGACACAUUGUGUCCUGAAUAUAGAAAAAGUUCACAUGCACAAACCUCAAGAAUUGAUGCUCAA